Caenorhabditis remanei is the source of this 987-nucleotide messenger RNA. RefSeq lists its product as uncharacterized. The transcript is spliced from 3 exons. NCBI's taxonomy places the organism in Eukaryota, Metazoa, Nematoda, Chromadorea, Rhabditida, Rhabditidae. The record is from RefSeq and is a predicted model, not a curated record. Bases 1 to 987 code for a protein of 328 amino acids. Gene Ontology annotation, molecular function: protein binding.
AUGGACUCUCCGAAACCAUUCCCAAUUCUCCGUCUACCGUUUCUUGCAAUUGAAGACGUUUUUAAAGCGAUGCACCCAUAUGAAAUAUUCAUCUUCUCAGUGAUUUCGAAACGGACAAAAAGAAUAUCAAAGCAGAUGAGUUUCUAUCCGAGAUAUGCUAUUUGUCUUUGUAUAGAUGAAACACUGGGAAUAGAAAUUCAUGGAACUAAUAAUGUGAAAUUGUGUCUUUAUCUAAGGACAAUGGAGGAAAACACUGUGGAAGGUGAAGGUAGUAGUUACUACAAUUUACGGAGAAUAUUAAAGUAUUCGACGGAUCCAGUAGAGGAAUGGAAAUUGUUGUGUAAACAUGUAUUGGAAAUAUUCAAGAAACAGUCGAUAGACAAUUUAUCGAUGACUAUGGAUGUAUUCGUAGAUCAAAACGUUUCGAUUAUUGAUUUUUUGAAGACUAAUGUACAAUCAGUAGACAUAUGCAAUCUGGAUCAGUCGGAAGAAAAAAAUGACGUAGACGAACACGCCGCAUAUCUUCUCAAUAAUUUAAAAGUUAACAAUGAGUUAAAUUUUUUGCUACGCAUUAAAAACGUCAAUUUCAAUGGAAAAUUUCCAAAAAAUCAGAAAGAAUUAUAUAUCGAAAAUGGGGAUUGGAUUGGAUAUGAGAAGUUGUUGGAAAUAGAUAGUGUCCAAGUGAUUCUUGUAACAAAUCGGAUCUCAAACAAGGACUGGAAUUUGUUUUUUAAGAAAUGGAUUGCGAUGGAAACUCAAUUGAAUUUGGAAUUAAUGUACUUUGAAAUCAAAUCACUGGAAGAAUUCAGAUCACUCGUAUUGCAUGAUAUACCGCAUGAAGUAGUGGAUGGAGGAGUCAAACGAGUAUUGAAAACUUAUCGCGAUGUAACUCGAGAGAUUAGCGGAGGUGUCGACAUCAAACGAAUCGAUGGAAAAACGGCAACGUUCUUCUUGCUAUAUGAUUAUUGUUCAAUGAGUGUUCACUGA